UAGAACUGAGGAGCCAGCAGUCAGUGUGUGUGUAGCAUCAGUGGAAGACAUGGACUAUCAGACAUUUUUCUUGACUGUCGCUGCAGUGCUUGUUCAGCAAGCUGUAUGUGCUCCAGAGUUUUCACUCUUCCAUCCUCGACCUCUACACCAUGGAUCUCAGCCUCAUCAUCACGCUGUCCCUGUGGUACAACAUAACGGUUUCCUAGCAGACACCCAUGAAGUAGCAGCAGCGAAGAGUGCUCAUCUGGCAGCUGUGGCAGCCCACGGUCAUCAUCAGUAUCCAACUCAUCAUCAGGAAUACUCUGGUCAUCAGGAAUACCCAGUUCAUCAUCAGGAAUACCCAGUUCAUCACCAGGAGUACCCAGUUCACCGUCAAGAAUACCCAGUAUAUCAUCAAGAAUACCUAGUUCACAACCAAGAACUCCCAAGCCAUCAUCAAGAACUCCCUGUUCAUCAUUUUGCAGAGGAACACGUUCAGAAAUACCAUGGCCCCUUUGCCAUUCCUAUAGUCCUGCACAACGGUCAUCUCGCUGACACUCCAGAAGUGGCAGUUGCCAAAUCCCAUCAUCUUGCUGCCGUCGCUCAAGCUAAAGCCGACAAGUACUACAGCGGCCAUCAAGAAUACGGUUAUGGAGGAAGUUACGGAUACAGCGGAUCUCACCACGGAUAUGGUAUCCCUGUGGUCCUACCAAACGGUCACAUUGCAGACACCAAAGAAGUCGCUGCUGCCAAAUCUGCUCAUCUCUUGGCAGUUGCCAAUGCUAAGGCUGAAAAAUACUAUGCCGGCCAUGGAGAUUACGGGUACGGAGGUGCUUAUGGAUACAGCAGCUCACACCACGGCUAUGGUAUUCCAGUUGUACUACCCAAUGGACAUUUGGCGGACACUCAUGAAGUGGCUGCUGCCAAGACUGCACAUAUGGAAGCUGUAGCUCAUGCUAAGUCCCAAUCUCAUCAUGAGCAUGAGCAUGAGCCGCUGAGUUACUAUGUGCCUCAUCAUGCAGCUCAUCCUUCAUACGAUCAUUCCUAUAAUUAUGCUAGCUUUUUCUAAUUUAUGAAAAAAAUAUCUAGUUGAUCUACUGGUUACUCAUAAAAAUAUUUAUUAAUACUAACAUUUGAAGUUUGAAUACUUGUAGAAGAUCAAUUUGAAAUUAUAUCAAAUUAUUUCAUUGCUCAAUCCAAAUAAUCUAGUUGUAUGUAAUGAUCAAUAUU
Messenger RNA from Macrosteles quadrilineatus (aster leafhopper), 1209 nucleotides. RefSeq names its product histidine-rich glycoprotein-like. The transcript is spliced from 2 exons. The record is from RefSeq and is a predicted model, not a curated record. The coding region runs from base 50 to 1048 and encodes 332 amino acids. NCBI's taxonomy places the organism in Eukaryota, Metazoa, Arthropoda, Insecta, Hemiptera, Cicadellidae.